AUGCAGCGUACGGAAGACACCUCAAGUGGACCGCAUCCCUCGGCCCACGAGAAAUGCCGCGACGCUUGCUUUCGGCUAUCACGGCCCCCUUGGGCUCCACCAGGGAGGCUCGUCCCUGGCUUGGCGCUGGUCUUUCUGGCGUCGGCAGGGUUUGGUCAGCUCUUUUUGGAGAUCGGGCAUCCGCGCGUGCCCCUGCCCCCACGCUGGAGGAUGCUAGUCGCAGAGCAAAGCAUGGAGGUCUUACAUCUUCCUUCCCUCUCGACUACAUCGACGCUGAACGUUGUCGUGGUCCCGGGAAACCCAGGCAUUCCGCAUUUGUACUGCAGCUUUGCUGAAGACCUGCAGCGAUCCAUUCUAGGAGAUGCCGAGAUGCACAUUCUUGGCUACAGCAAUUUCGUGACAGAGACCUUGCCCAACAGAGUGGCGACCAUCGAGGAGGAAGCAGAGUCUUUGGGGGACCUCCUUGAGGAAGUCAUCGGCCAAAGCGAGAAUGUUCUACUCGUCGCACACUCCAUAGGUGCUUGGUGCAUGCUGCGGCGAAUGCAGAAGCGACCACUCUGGCACAACCGCCGCUUCCUCGCCGUGCUGGCCAUGCCGUUUUUGGAGAUUGAUGUCGAAAGUGAGAAGUCCCGGCAGAAGACCUUGCGCGACCUGGUUCUGUCACCCUGGGGACAAGUGGCUGUGCCAGGCUUGGCAAAUCUGUUGACGUUGCUCCCAGAAAGCCUCAAGGAGGAGGUGGCCCUUUCACAGGGAGCCGAGCCCGACUCCCCCGAAGCGAAGCAGCUGCUGAGCACCUUUGGGAAGCAGGCACAUCAUUUCGAGAGCAUGGCUUUCAUGAGCAUAAGCGAAUUCAACCAGUUGCUUCCGGGAAGCGAAGACAGUGGCUUCUUCCUGCUGAAGCAGCUUGCCGAGAUCGACUUUCCUCUGCUUUUCCUAACCGUUGAUGUUGACACCUGGUGCCCGCAGGCACACUCUCAGCGCUUGGACAACCUGGCGCAGAACAUCUUGCCGUUUGCACAGCACCUGCGUCUUGGCACUGUUCCGCACGUCUUUCUCUUCUGCAGCUCCCAUCGCCGUGCCGUCGCCGACGCUAUUUGCAAGGUCUGGAAGAGCCAGGUGCUGCAGGGCUUGGCAUUGACCAGCCUCGUUACCUCUGCAGCUCAACUCCCCAUGCUGAUCGCACCCGAGCUCGCAGCAGGUGCCUCUGGACCGGUGCUGUUGGCCUCCAGAUCGCCUCCUGAUUUUGCAGUGGCCGUGCGCUGGGUUGACACUCUCCUCGCCCCCUAUGUCUGGCUCAUCACCUCUUUUGGCAGCGCCCUCUUUGUAUCAAUCUAUGUGAUCAACUUCAUCAGGUUCCUGAAGGACUUCGACACCUUUACGAAGAUGAUGGAGCGCUUCCACCUGCCGUGCCCGCGUGUGAUGGCUGCCGGAGGGCUGCUCUUCAUGUCCGCAGGUUCGGCCUUCUAUCUCACAGGCAUCAACAUUUGGAUGCUGCUGGGCACGGUGCUUCUGCUGAUGUUUCUGAUUGCUUCAACCUUUUUUGGACACUACAAGCCCUGGAAGCAAUCCAAUGACCUGAGCCACUUCUUCAUGAUGCUGAAGAACAUCGGCAUGUGUGGGCACUGCCUUGCCACCGUCGGCUUCGAAGUGUCGCAGACUCGGGCCGUGCCGGACUCACAGACUGAUGGAAGGUCUCUUCACGAAAUGCUGGAAGCAUGCUGGGCCUCUUUCCGUCCCUAUUCCUGGAUCCUUCAGUCUUCCGGGAUGGUACUCUUUACUACGCCGUUUCUUUUCUCAUGUCUCCACUACGCGAUGGACAUCAAUAAGCUGGUUGGGAUGAUCAGGGAAUCUGGUCUUGGCCGUUGUGCAGCUCGGCUUUUUGCCCUCCUCGUGGUGAUGCUCCUGCUGGUGUCUUCCUUCCUCUACGUGAGUGGUGUAGCGAUCCUUGUGGAGUUCGGCGCCCUGGGUUUCUUGACCUUCCUGCUCGUUUCCACCUACUUCAGCCACCUGAAGCCCUAUUUGCAGUCAGGAGAGAAGAUACACUACCUGCACAUCCAGAAGAAUCUGUCUUUGGCCGGAGGCUGUGUCAUGGUGCUUGGCGUCGCCAUCUCCGAGGGAGGUCGUUCCUGA
Messenger RNA from Symbiodinium sp. CCMP2456, 2130 nucleotides. Lineage: Eukaryota; Dinophyceae; Suessiales; Symbiodiniaceae. The record is from the annotation of a GenBank genome assembly.